AUCACUACCCCUCAUAACAACUAUGGCUUCCUCAUCGAGCAGUCACGAAAGCGUUAGCACCUUUGCAACAGAUGAAAGCGACUACGAAGACUACGUGUACGACCGGAGUCGGGCCCGUACACGUAAAGAGGACUCGUGGAGGAGGCGGUACCGGAGGAGAAUGAGAGAACAGGGCUUCAGUAGUCCCGAGUCGGUGGAGAGAAGGUCCCUCAGCCCCUUCAGAGGAAAGAAAUUCACCAAAAAGAAGCAUUCUAAAAAGUCGAAGAAGUCCGCAUUUAAAAAACACGACAGCGAACCCAAACCAAGCAGUGAAAUGAAGGUUGUGACAAACAAGACACGUGGUGGUCACAAGACACCCAGCUCCUGUCCAAACGUUGGAACAUCCACCAUGAAAUGAUCCGGAAACGAAAACCACAUGUCUUUCAAGGCGCUCAGGGCCUAUUUUUGUAUAUACUGAUCUUGUAAUAAAUGACUUUGAAAAUAA
Messenger RNA from Haliotis rubra (blacklip abalone), 484 nucleotides. RefSeq lists its product as uncharacterized. Lineage: Eukaryota; Metazoa; Mollusca; Gastropoda; Lepetellida; Haliotidae. Bases 23 to 397 code for a protein of 124 amino acids. The record is from RefSeq and is a predicted model, not a curated record. The transcript has 4 exons.